GGCGGUAAUGCUACUAAGUUUGUUGCCAACCUCCAGUAAAUCCAACAAGAAGAAGAAGAAGCAGCAGCAACUGAAGUAGCAACUUGGAUGUCACUAUCAAAUAUCAGUUUUAAAGAAAACGAAUAAUUGUGGAUUCCAAAAUGAACAGUUUUAACAAACUAAACACCCAAAGACUUCCACCAUUUACAACGACAGCGCAGAUGAGAAUGUCCAAACAAGACCUGGAAAGAGAUUCAGGCUUCUCAGAUACCAGCUCAGAGUACCUCAGUGCAGUGGAGGUCACAGACUCGGAAGAUACUGGAAGGAUUGGGUCAAUAAUCGGGCAGGAACCAGCUGGUCAGCAGGUGGCCUUGGUAGGAGGUUCAUAUCCUGGACUGUCCCCAAUGAUCAUUAUGAACAACUUUGUCCUAAAGCAGCCAUCACCAAUGGCUCCACCAGAGAAACAGUGGGGCUUUCCUUCAUCAAUGGAAGUGAUGCCCCAAUCUCAGGUGGUUCUUCUUCAGCCGUUGGUAUCGAAUGGCACAAACUGCUCUCCGAAAGCUGGCUCUGACGGUAUGCGACAAUCAAAAAGCUACACUCCUAUCCUCAAGUCAUACCCCAGAAUUGCCCCCUACCCAGUGGAUUCGCCCUCUAAGACAGUGGAAACAUCAAGGCUGAUUGCAAGCGGAACGGCAGGAUAUGAGCAACAACAGAGAAGACACCAUGACCCCCCGAGACCUGACAUCUCCCCCAGCCCACUGUCAGAUCUGCAGAUGCAAGCUCAAGCUGUCUGCAGCUUUGAAGCAUCAAGCAACAAAUCCCACGCUGAGAGUCAGGAGCAAGAUUCUGACAAAUCUCUGACCGCAGAAACAGAAACCUGCUCAUUAGCCAACUUCACAUAUGAGGAGCUGAGGAGUAUAUCUGAUGAUGGCAGCAUUCCUGCAGAGAAAUAUCAGGAUCCCAUCUCCAUGCACAGCAACAAACUGAAGCGUUUCAGCAAUACAUACAACAUCCUGAACAAAUCUGGCCUGCUAGGGAUUACGCUGCGCACAAAGCAACUGAUCAAAGAAAACAAGCGCACGCAGGGCCAGCUGCACCUGCUUCAGGAGCAAACAGCUCUGCUGCUCGAAGCGCUGAGCAGCAGGGAUCCGCAGCUCUGGACUAAACUCCAGGCAUCUUUGCAGGACACAGAAAAGGAGCAGUCCCGGGUUAAAGCUCAGAGUGUCCUAGCGUAACUUGUUUAUGGACAUAACCAGCAGUUCUGAAUCUGGUUUCAGGAGGAUUUAUAAAGAGGUCAUCAGAUGCUGAAUGUGUCACAUUGUUAUGACAAACACAGCUCAGCUUUCACCAUUUUAUCAGGUGGCUGUAGGUGGACAAUGCCUUGCAGAAGUUCACAGUUGUCUGCAGAAGGAAUAAAAUGAUUGCUCUUUAAAAAAUUACAACAAAUUUUCUGUUGUAAAUAUUUAUCAAAAAAAAUGUCUCUUUUUCAAAAGGUCAGUUAAUAUUUGUGGCCCUAAACCUUUUUAUUAUGCUGGAAUGAGAGCAAAAUAAAGUGCUAGGCUAACAUAAGAAACACACAAUUAUAAAAUAUCUGAAAAGUGUGGUGUGGAUAUGUAUUCAUUAACCUCUAUGAGUAAAUCUUUGAACCAGCUUUUGCUGCAAUUACAGCUUUGGGGAAUGUUUGAAACAGCUUUGCCUGAAAUGUUUUCCCAUUCCUCUUUGAAAGCAGCUCAGGGUCCAUUAAAUUAGGAGAACACCUGUGAACAUUAGGUGUAAGAUCCUUGCACAGAUUCCCAUUUGCAUUUAGAACUGAACAUCGCCGCAACAUGAUGUUGCUCUGACCACUGCGCCUUUGUUCACUAGCUUAUGAUAAAUCGCUACGAUAAAUAUACGCUAACAGUCUUAUUUUAUCCCUUUUAAUCCUGAUCUGCGUCUUGAGUUUUACUUAUGGAUAUAAAGCUAAAAGGUUUGAAUUCAUAUGCACACUACACAUAUCAGAAUUGUCUAUUGUUGUUGCCAUCCACAGUUAUUUGCCACAAACGAGAAAAAGUUAGAAAGUUGAGGGGAAAUGAAUAUUUGUGCAGAGCACAAUGUAGAAACCAGGAAUCCUGAAACAUUUAGCACUGCUGGUUUGACAUGAAUACGAAGCACAGCCUCUGUAAUCAACAGGAGUUUGGAAGCAUGCUUACGUUUCAAACCCUUGCCUUUAACAAAAUAUCUGCCUCUGAUGAUGUGAAAUGGGUGAAAGUGGUACUUGCAGCGGGGAUUUCUGGCUGUCGUUGUCAAUGCCUAAUAAAACGCAUGCCUUAUAGCAGACUAGCCAGACGGAUGUCUGAUGUCUGUCAUACAUCUCUAACAAACAGGUCAACAUGCUUUUUUGUUUCUACUAUGACCUUUGCAUUCUUGUUAAAUGCAUGAGCAAAUGCCUUAUGUACUAAAGUGUGAAUAGUCAUAGCAGUUGAAUUACACUGGGAGAAAAGAGCUAAGUGAACUGGGUCACUACAAGCUAAAAAGACAGCACAUCAAGUGCUGAAACCAGCUAAAUGUAAUUGUUUUUUGAUAAAUGUGUACAUUUUCUAAAAGCGCUUGGCUUCGUCUUGAAGCCAUGCGCUUCAAAACGAGGACAGGCAAACAGAUUGUGACUUAUCUAGAUCAGAUUGGAGCUUUUCACCUCUUCACCCUGUCUGAAACAAUCUGCAGAGUAUUGUAUUGCAUUGGUGGAUGCAGUAACAGACAGAGGUCACUAAUGUUUUUCAUCAAGGUUUCUGCGUCAAUGCAGUCAUUUUCAGGGAUGAUCUGGAUGUUUUCUUUUUGUCCCUGAUAACAGCAAGUCGGUAAAAUGCCUUGUAUGUGGUGGAAGCCUCAGUAACUUCAAUUGAGGGAAAAUAACAUGUAAUCAGUAUUACAUGGGCUACGAUAAUAUUGUCUCCUGUUUAAGUUGCUGCGAAAUAACUUGAGGUACACAGCUGUUUUACUUGACAGCAACAGAUACUUUGUCCUAAAAAUAGCUUAAGUAGGAAAACCUCAAAUGGAGUCAAUAUGACUCCAGUUGCUCAUAUAUUUUAGUUAUUCAAAUAACUAAAAUUUUAAUAACUUGUGAUAUUGUUUUUCAAGCUGUGCACUUUAAAUAGACUGUGAUUAAAAAUAAAAAAAAGGUACAUAAAAACCACAUUUGAAUGGCAGACUUAAAAUCUGACAAGGUUAUGAAGUGGUGGAAAAUUCUCAGAAACUUUUCAUGUGAAUUUAAGCGAUAACCUAAUUUAAAAACUUGACAGUUUUCUGUCACAUCAUAUCCAAAUACUAGCAUAAACAUUUGGUUUUACUAUUAACAGAUAACAAAUCCAAUAAAUUUUACAAUUGCAUGCAUAGCUUUACAUUCUCAAGCAAAAUAUCUCAUCAGGUUUCAAUUGCUUUCAUGGAACAAUUAAUUAUUUUGUUAAACAUCAAACACAUUUUUAAAAGCCUGCCUUUAAACAAGGUGAAAUGACACCAUACUCCAAAAAUGAUAAAUAUUAUUAUUGAGCAUGGUUUCCUUUUACUAAUUGAAAGCAUGGAUAGUAAAAAUCUCCUUGCUCAGAUUUUUCAGGCUGCAUUUAGUCAGGCUCUGUCCUCUUCCUGGGCCGCCUCAAAAUCUUCAAUGAGAAAUGUCAGCCGUCCAGGUUGUAGAAUUCAUCUGUGCAUGUGAUGGAGGAAUGCAAAAUGCAUGUAGAGGGUGUGGUCGUUUUACCCUUUAAUAAACAGAGUAUGUGACUGGAAUAGCUUUGAUAUGUGUAUAUCUACUUGUAUGAAAUCUGUUUUUUUAUUAUUUUCCAAGUUACAUCUGGAAUCCAUGAGCAGCACCAACUUUAAAUAUUUGAAAUUGCUAAUUUCUUUUCAUUUACUCCCAGGGAAAAUUCCCAACUUUAAAAAUUCCUGGAAUUUUGUUACUUUAAGCACAUAACAAUUUUAUCUUUAAAUAUUGGAGGCUGAGUAUAGUGAGGGAUUCUGAUGAUGAUUGGUUACCAAGAGAUUUUCCCUCAGCAGCUCAUUGAAAACCAAAAUUAAAGUUUCUUUAUUCUUGGAAACCUUUGUAAGUUUGAAAAUGGUGACGCUGAUCACCUUUGUUACAAAAACUAUUCAGUCACUAAUAAUUUUAAUUAGUGACUGCAUUUAUUUUUGUGACACUAAAAUGGUUCAUCAAGUUUCAUCUUUAUUAAGCAUUAGAUAACUUCAUCGGGUUAUUUCUGCCACUAUUUUGGUUCUUUUCCCAUUAUGGUUUAUUUACCAAGAAAACAUCACUGGAUUUUAGUAAAAUGUUUUGUUUUGUUUUUAUCAUGUUUUAAAUAUAUUAUUUCCUUUUGGUAUUAUUUAUUCCUCAUAACUGUGUGACCAAAAAUUUUAACGAAGAGGUGUGAAUAAUCUUAAGAAGUGACAUGGAGAUGUUUGCCAGUUUCAUGGUGAAAUUUACUCCAUCUUUUCUUUUUUGUUUGUUUGUUUUAAAAGAACUCUGUUAAUACGGAACAGAAAUGUAGCAAUGAGAGUGUUGUAGCCAUAUGAUUGUUUAGAUUAUAGAUCUUUUGUUGCUAUCUCUAUUCUUUAUGUAAAUGUUUGAUUUAUAAAUCUUGGUAUAAAAGGUUUUCUGGCAAAAACAUGACAGCUUUUAGACUUGCACUUUGGUCCCAGAUUUAUUCACUUGAGCAUUGUGUAUCGAAGAAAUAAUGUGAAUCUAAAUAUUUAUCUUAAUGCCUGUGCCUUUUUAAGUCUAUUCAUGCUUGUGCUUCAUAUUUCUGUGCUUAGAUUUUCAGCUUAGUUUUGUAAAUCUUUUUUUCAUGUGGAGGGAAGUUGAAUGUACUCAAAGGACUCCAAAGUUUUUUUAGUUGUUUUGCUAAUUUGGAUGAUCUACUGAGACGUUACUUUCUGAAUUGCUUUAUAUUGUAAAAACCUUCUGAUCUACUGAGACGUUACUUUCUGAGUUGCUUUAUAUUGUAAAAACCUUCAUAUUUGAAAUUUACUGUCUUUAAAAUCCUUAGUUGUACUUCUGUUUAAAUCUUUAAUUAAUCAUUGGUUUUUGGCAAGAUAUUGAUCAUAUUUAACGUUAAGAGGAUGGGAUUUUCUUUUUUUUUCAACUCUGCUGUUAAUUGGUUUUGUGACUUGUGCAUUCUGUCUUGUCUUUGUCAAGUCUUAAACUGUUUGAGAUAAUUUCCUCUUGUUAUUUUUCUAACUAAGGAUGUGUCAUUAGUAAAAGUGAAAAAAGUA
Messenger RNA from Xiphophorus maculatus (southern platyfish), 5214 nucleotides. RefSeq names its product CLOCK-interacting pacemaker-like (gene cipca). Lineage: Eukaryota; Metazoa; Chordata; Actinopteri; Cyprinodontiformes; Poeciliidae. Gene Ontology annotation, biological process: negative regulation of circadian rhythm; negative regulation of DNA-templated transcription. Bases 141 to 1214 code for a protein of 357 amino acids. The transcript has 4 exons. Gene Ontology annotation, cellular component: nucleus. The record is from RefSeq and is a predicted model, not a curated record.